Messenger RNA from Drosophila suzukii, 2352 nucleotides. NCBI's taxonomy places the organism in Eukaryota, Metazoa, Arthropoda, Insecta, Diptera, Drosophilidae. The record is from RefSeq and is a predicted model, not a curated record.
AUGUUAAAACUCCUCUUUGGACUAGCACUGAUCCAUCAACUGGAUGGGAGUUCCUCCACCACUCGUCGAUUGGGUAAGAUCUUCGGAGGAUAUACAGUGCCAGUAAGGGAUCAUUCAUUUCUGGUCAAUCUUCGGCGUGGUGGAAAAUUCCGCUGUGGUGGCGUCCUAAUCUCGCCCAGCUGUGUUCUCACAGCGGCUCAUUGCUUGGAGGGAAGGCAUCGACAUGUUAGGGAUUUGACCAUCCAUGCACAACAACAGUGCUUGGGCGAUGCGACGCCGCCGGAGCAUGUGCGUCCGGCCUGGUAUGUGGGCUUAUCGCCACAUUACUGCUCUCAGCGCGGUCUGGACGCCGAUGUGGCUGUGAUCCGGUUGAGUCGCCCCUUUGACAUCGCCGGCAAUGCGAGUCUGGUGAGGAUCGACUUUAACGAUCUGCCGUGGAAGGCCAAUCUGACGGUGAUGGGUUGGGGAUCGGUCAACGAGCAAGGUCACAACUGGAAUCAAUGCCUGCAGGAAGCCAAAGUUGAGCUUAUCCCGCAGGAGCAGUGCAUCAAAUCCAUGGACUCGGGUCAACAACGAGUUACGAACAAUAUGUUUUGUGCUCUGGGGGAAAAUGCCAAAGACGCCUGCCAGGGUGACUCCGGAGGUCCCAUCAUCCACGCUGGCCGCUCCGUGGGCAUCGUUUCCUGGGGCUAUGGCUGUGGCAGUGGUUAUCCAGGUGUCUACACUCGCCUCAGCAGUCCAUCCAUUACGUACUGGCUAAAGAGCUUCAUGGACCAAAAUUGCUGUUUCCGGGCAGCAUCAUUAUCACUUUCCAAGCUAUACAGCAAUAUACAUAGUAGCUAUCAGUCUGGACACGCCAUGGCUGGCCUGUGGUUGCUCUGGUGGCUCUGCCAGUUGACUUUUGGUUCCUCCAGCCAAACUCGCAUAGUGGGCGGCAAGGAGACAACUAUUUCCCAGGUUCCAUACCUGGUUAAUCUGCGCCAGAAUGGUUAUUUUAUAUGCGGUGGAUCGCUGAUCUCCACCAGCGUGGUGCUCAGUGCAGCGCAUUGUGUGUAUGGGUCCCAGCCAGAGGAUUACACCAUCCAUGCCGGCGCCAGUCGGUUGGAUGAAGGUGCUCCCGUGGUUCGCAAUAUAGCCAUGUUCCACACUUCGCCCAGCUACUCUGCCACCAAUUUCGACAUGGACGUAGCUUUGUUGCAACUGCAGGAGCCUGUACUUCUUAUUCCGGGUAAAGUUGCCACCAUUACUCCUUGUCGCAAUGCGCCGGAGGCCAAUGCAUAUGCCAGGAUUAGUGGUUGGGGAGUGACCCGCGAGAAUAACCGUGAUCCUGCUGAACAGGUCCGAACGGCCAUGGUGAGAGUGCUGCCGGGCGCGGAAUGCCAGCUGUCUUACUCCGUGUUUGCCCAACUAAGCGACUCCAUGCUCUGUGCCGCCGUGCGUGGUGUCCGGGAUUCCUGCUCCGGCGAUUCAGGCGGUCCUUUGGUCUACCGCGGACAGGUUUGUGGCAUUGUGUCCUGGGGAUUCGGCUGUGCCCGUCCAGCUUUUCCGGGUGUUUACACCAACGUGGCUAGUGGAAGGGUUUAUGCUUUUAUAGAGCAAACUCUACAGAGGAUUAGGAACUUACUGCUACCGGAUAGGGCAAAUAUCGUAGGAUGGAGUGAGCCGAUGGCGACGCUGUGGCUGUGGCUCUUGCUCCACCUGUUCCCACUUUGCUGGGCGGCCGGCAACGAGGCCAACAGUCGAAUUGUGGGCGGUGUCCCAGUGGAUAUUGGCAAUGUGCCCUACCUAGUGAACCUGCGCAUCGCUGGGAGGUUUAUAUGCGGUGGUUCCUUGGUCACCCCGCAGCAUGUCGUCACCGCCGCCCAUUGCGUCAAGGGAGUGGUACGCACCACUUUGGACCACGAUGUGGCUCUCCUGCAGCUGCAGCAUCCGCUCCAGGCCUCCGUUGCUCGACCCAUUUCCUUGGCUGUGAAUUCUCCUCGCCCUGGGUCUUUUGUCCGGGUUUCCGGCUGGGGACUAACCGACGACAGCUCCACAUCGCUGCCCAAUCAGCUCCACAGCGUCCAUGUGCGAGUAAUGCCACAGUGGGAGUGUCGGGAUUUAUAUCGUGGCUAUCGGAAUAUUACGGCCAGCAUGUUCUGUGCAUCGAUUCCGGGCUUGAAGGAUGCCUGUGCCGCCGAUUCCGGGGGACCGGUGGUCAACGCCCAUGGUUUCCUCGUGGGCGUCGUCUCAUGGGGCAGGGCCAAUCGCUGUGCCGCAGCAAAUAGUCCCGGGGUUUACUCCGAUGUCAGUUACCUAUCCGACUGGAUAAUCGAUAAUAUGCGCCGGUAUUGCUAGAUCUGCUUCGAAUCU